CCUCUGCCUUUCCAGGAAAAACAGAAGGCGCAGAGAUGGAGCGAGUGAGCUGGGGACACAGUGAUGGAGUCUAUGAUAUGGAACACACGUUCUUCAGCAAUGGUGAGAAGAAGAAGAUUGUGAUGGAGAUUGACCCCCUGGCCAGGACAGAGACCUUCACCAGCGGGAACGGCAGCGAGGAAAUCCUGGAGAUCCAUGACUUCAAAAAUGGAAUAACCGGCAUCUUCUUUGUGGGACUUCAAAAAUGUUUCAUCAAAACUCAGACUAAAGUCCUACCUGAGACGACAGAGGCCAAGAUCCCCGAGCUUGAGGGAGAAGAAAUCACCACCACCUACUUUGAGCAGUCUGUAGUCUGGGUGCCUGGGGAAAAGCCCAUUCAGAACAAGGAGUUCCUGAAGAGUUCAAAAAUUUUUGACAUCUGCAGAAAUGUGACCAUCUUCUGGAUCCACCCCACACCAAUAGCAGCUCCUGAGCUGGCCAACCUUGAAGGGGCAGAAGAAGAAGACCCUGAGCUGCUCGUAGACAACCAGAGCUGGUUGGAUGGAGGGAGCGAACACGAGGCGGAGAAGGAUGCACAGCUGGGGCCCAAGCGCCGAGCACGGCAGCUCACUGAGGAGGACCUACCUGUCAAUGACUAUUCAGAGAAUGGGCUGGAGUUCCAUCCCCUGUGGGACGAGCGAGGCUACUGCUGUGCCCAGUGCCGCCGUGCCAACCGCUACUGCCGGCGGGUCUGCGAGCCCCUCCUGGGCUACUACCCCUACCCCUACUGCUACCAGGGCGGGAGGGUCAUCUGCCGGAUCAUCAUGCCCUGCAACUGGUGGAUUGCGCGCAUGCUGGGCAGGGUGUAGCGCCCACCUGCCACGUCACCACCCAGCCAGGUGCAUCCUGACACAGCCAACAUGCGGGUCAAUACCUGUUUGAUGUCCAGUGAGGUGUGAACCUGCCGACUGCGGCACCCUCAGCAUGUGUAUCCCCCAGCAUCCUGCCCUGCUCCGGCGGGGCUGGGUGAGGCCGCGCUCGAGCGCAUCGCCACCACGCUGAGCA
Molecule: messenger RNA, 1044 nt
Organism: Myiozetetes cayanensis
Lineage: Eukaryota; Metazoa; Chordata; Aves; Passeriformes; Tyrannidae
Gene: TNMD
Product: tenomodulin
Exons: 6
Coding region: 36-848 (270 amino acids)
Biological process (GO): negative regulation of endothelial cell proliferation; negative regulation of angiogenesis
Source: RefSeq, a predicted model, not a curated record